Messenger RNA from Sitodiplosis mosellana (orange wheat blossom midge), 2995 nucleotides. It is a transcript of the gene aos, whose product is annotated as protein giant-lens. The transcript has 6 exons. The record is from RefSeq and is a predicted model, not a curated record. NCBI's taxonomy places the organism in Eukaryota, Metazoa, Arthropoda, Insecta, Diptera, Cecidomyiidae. The coding region runs from base 1205 to 2485 and encodes 426 amino acids.
CAUCCGAUUUAGUUUUGCUUGGAAUGCUGAGGUGAAUAGAGUGCAUAUGAGUGACAGGACCCGCCAACAUUUUACAUCCACACAUCGAUUUAUCACAACGCAACACAUCGAAUUCGUGCGGCUCAAUCGAGAAAAAAAAAAUUAAUACCAAAUGCAUAUUUUGAUUUGAUUUUUCUUCUGUUUCGCUUCUUGACGUUUUAAUACAAAAAAAUAUGUGUAAUCAGUGUCAAUCGAUUCGUUUCGUUUAAAUUGGGAUUUUGAAUAUUGUGCAAAUUUUUUUGAAUAAACAUGAGCAAAAAUUGCAAAUGUGCGCCAAAUAAACAUUGAUCGUUUUAAUGCGCCCCCAAAAAGUGAAUGUUUGUGAUUUUUUUUUGAAAACAAAUUACAAAGUUUUUUUUAGUCAAAUAACUGCCAUAUCGGUUGAUAUCAGUGACAAGGGAGAAAGAGAGAUUGUGUGUCAAUAAAAAAAAAACGUUGGUAGACCGAGACAAAAUUUAAAUACUGAAAAUAUUGAAUAUUAAAAUCAUUUUAAUACUUCGCUUUGCUUGUGUAUAUGUGCGAUUUCAAGCUUCUGCUGAGAUCGACAUAAUCGCGCGAAAACAAAAUAAUAUCCAAAAACAACACAAGAAAAACAGACACACAUACUUACGAAAUAAACAAAAAGCAAGAAAGGAGAAACAAAUAAAUGUAUUCCGCGGACACCGUAAUCAGCAAAGCAAGAGCAAAGUUGUAAAAAUACAGGCCACAAUAACUAACGUUACGUCUUUGACGCGUUGCCACUUCAACAGCAGAGAAUCGUGUUUAAAAUAUAUAUCGAGGCUGUCAAUCUACAGACACUUGCAUCGGCUGGCUUUUUGAGUAUGUAAUGUGAUUUGCCAAAUUUGUUGUUUGUAUCGACGCAAUUCAAUUUGACGACAUUUGAUGACAUCGUGGUAAUUUGUGCGGCUGAAGUGAUGUGAUCAACAAGAAAGAAAAAAAUUUAUAGCCACCACAAGCCCAGUGCUCAAAUGACAAUUGAGAGAUAUAGAUGCAAAGCAAAGUGACGACAACGACAACGACGACGACGACGACGACGACGAGGACAACGACGCAAAAUAUAACGUAACCGAAACGCAAACCGAAAAAACACACAACACAACGAAAACAAAACCAAAACGGAAACCAAUUCUCUACUUAUUAACUUGGCAUUAGGAGCAUCCACAAAAUGAAUUUAACGAAUCCAUUACAUACGUAUUUCAUACUAAUUUUACUUGUAUGCAUUUUAAAUGAAAUCUACGGCACACGAAUACCGCUGGAAAUUGUGCAGCUGGAGAACAGUGGUACACGAUUAAAUGAUGAUAAAAUUGCCAACACCGAAUAUCAGGUGCACGAUGUGGAUGAACCAUCGUCGUAUUUAGCGAAUAAGCAUAAUAAAAAUGUGAACAAAACCCCCGACGAUUGGAUCACCCGAUUCACUGCAAAUCGGAAAGCAAGCACGCGUGACGUCCAAGAGCCGCGCAUUUUCUAUCAAGUUGGCUCAUCCGAAGAUGAUUUGCCGAUUUGUGGAACGAAUGAAGUGUGUUCAAAGAUUGAUUUGUAUGAUAUUCAAAAAGCCUGGAUUGAGCGGCAAUGUCGUUGCCCACCGGCUAAACAUCACAUCUUUGAGGGUGCCAUUGAAAGCGGUAACAGUGCCCGCAAUCGCCACGCCAUUUUACACAAUUUAAAACUCAGCGAGAGCACCGGAAAUCUGUACGAUUUCGAGAGUGAGCACAUAAAGAAUGUUCUCAUGAAAUUGGGAAUGCUGCAUAAUGCCGAAGAUAGUUUGAUGAAAGAGGCUGAAGAUUACAUGAACGACAGUGAAUCGGAUGAGAUCAAUUAUUCGGCGGAAGAGGCAUUUUCAACGAAUUUCCCGAAAACUCGACACCGAACACAGGACAACGAAGCCAUUGAAGUAGUUAAAAUGACAAAAAUCCGGCAUCACAACAAUGUACAUGGCGGUCACCCAUCGACCAAUGGCCAGUGCCCAGAUGCAAUCACAUCGAAUGAUGGCCACACAAUUGCCGACAAAACACGACUCUACAAAAUGUGCGAACCAGUACAAAAAUUGCCAUUGUGCAGAUAUUUCCGCGAUUACACAUGGACACUUGUGUCAUACUCGGACAUGAACGUAACACAGCAGAUAGUGCACUGUCGAUGCCCCAAAAACUCGAUAAGCUAUCUAAUCAAACGUGAACCGCUGAAAACUGGUGCACUCGGAUACACAUAUCUGUUCGCGUGCUCACCACAAAGCAGACUGAAGUGCCAACGAAAGGAGCCAUGCAAAUUGUUUACGGUUCGCAAGCGGCAAGAGCAAGUUGAUGAAGUCAACACUAAUGUAUUGUGCCAGUGUCCGCGUAACUACAGAUGCCCCAAGCUACACACCGAUGUCGGUGUCAUUCUCGGAAAGAACUACGUUGAAGACAACAUUCGAACGUUCUCAGGCUACUGUUUACAGGACAUUCACUGAACAUAACAAAGAUUUUUUUAAUGUUAAUAUUUGUAAAAUAAAAAAGAAGAAUAAAAUGCAAAAACAACGAAGAAAUCAACGAUUUACACUUUUGAAAGCAGCCACAGCCGCAGCAGUAAAUAACAAAAUUAUAUAUUUUUGUGUUCCAAAAUCCUUUAGCAUAAGAAUGAAUCAGAUUUAAAAUGAACGACAAACAAAAACAUUAUACUGUAUGAUUCGACGAAGAAGCGGAAGAAAAAAAUCCGCUAGUUACACCCAAACAUGAGUGAAAGUGACAAGACCGAACGAAUUAACGAGAGAGAAAGAAAAAACAUGUAAAUUUUUUAGAAGUUAAUUGAUUUGUUUACGUACUAUAUAAUAUUUAUAAUUUCAUUCCGAUUAUUUAGUGUUUGUGUUUGACUAUGUAUAAUUUAAUGUGAAUUAAAAUUGUGUACUCGAGAACUGCAAAAAAUGAAUGAGAAUCAAAUAAAAAUUAUUGAUCGUUAUGCGACCAAAAUUCAUGUAAAUAAA